Molecule: messenger RNA, 1233 nt
Organism: Striga asiatica
Lineage: Eukaryota; Viridiplantae; Streptophyta; Magnoliopsida; Lamiales; Orobanchaceae
Source: the annotation of a GenBank genome assembly
AUGGAGACCGAAUCUGAUAAAGGGAAGUUGCCCAGCCAACCCGAGCAAGCUAAAGCUAUCACGGUUCUCAGAAGCGGGAAGGUAGUGGACAACACGGUGCAAAUGCCUGGGCCCGAGGACCAAGAGGGGACCAAAGAACCUGACGGUGAGGGGAUAGAUGCAGAGAAGAUCAAGGAAGAAGAGUCCGAGAAGGUGACAGACGAGCCCGCACUACACAAGUCACCGAAUCCAUUCAAGCCGAGCAUUCCCUUUCCGGACCGACUCAGAAACGAGAAGCAAGAGAAGCAGUUCCGGGAUCUUUUCAGCAUGCUCUCUAAGCACGACUUGCCCAAGAAGGAGCGUGACCCCAGUGGGUUCAUUAUUCAGAUAGCCUUGGGAAACGGGAAGGUAGCUUCGGGGAUGCUUGACCUUGGAGCUGGAAUAAACCUCAUGCCCUUUUUGAUUUUUCAGAGGCUCGGCCUUGGAGAGUUGAGGCCGACCCGCAUGUGUCUCCAGUUGGCGGACCGUUCCAUACGGUAUCCGAAGAGGAUAGUCGAGGAUGUUCUCGUGAAGAAUGGGAAGGAUCACACCAUCCUUCUCGGAAGACCUUUCAUAGCGACUACGAACACCCUUAUUGACGUGAAGAAUGGAACCCUGAAUAUGACUGUUUUGGGGGAAACGGUGUCCAUUUCCGUUCGAGGAGCCAUGUCUGCCUCCUCGGUGAAUUUUGUCGAAGAGUGUGCUUUCAUUGACCUAGCCGACCCAUUUGUAGAUGAGAUGGUGAUUCACGAGUAUGAGGAAGUAUCAAUGCCAGUUUUUGAGGAUGAGGAUGAGCCUAUAAUUGAACUUUUUGAAAAACCGGUGAUCAUCUUUGCUGAGCUUGACCGUGAGAAAGAAGAGGAGCUGAUUGCUAUGCUCCAAAAGAACCAGAAAGCAAUCGGGUGGAGCCUGGGAGACAUGAAAGGGAUCAGUCCAUCUACAUGCAUGCACCGUCUUAUUUUGGAGGAGGGAGUUAAGCCGUUUCGGGAUAGCCAGCGACGGCUAAAUCGGAAUAUGAUGGAGGUAGUGAAGAAGGAGAUGCUGAAACUUUUCUCUGAGGGAUUGAUCUAUCUAGUGGCGAGUAGUGAGUGGGUUAGCCCUAUUCAUGUGGUGCCGAAGAAGGAAGGCAUAACCGUGAUCGAGAACGAUAAGAAGAGUUGGUCCCCACCCGCAUCACUACUGGGUGGCGCAUGUGCAUUGACUAUAGGCGACUGA